AUGCGUGCGUUGGCUGGCACUCUAAACAGUAUCGGAACACUGCUGGUGUUGCCAAUAACAGGAUAUAUCUCUGACCGCUUCGGACGUCGCGUGGCACUGGUCGUCAAUAUUUUUAAUUUCGCCCUCUUCGGAACAAUUCGAGCGUUCUCCACCAGCUACGCUAUGUAUUUAGUGCUUCAGAUCCUCCAGACAACAUUAGGCGCUGGCUUGUACAGUUCCGCAUACAUUUUUGUUUUCCUCACCAUAUGCUACUAUUGGAUCCUUGGCGAGAGCGUUCGGUGGCUUCUGUCAAAACAAAAGUAUACGGAAGCGAGAUCCGCUUUACAGGAGGUGGCGAAAGUAAACAAAACGACGAUAAGCGAAAAGUCACUGGAGGCUUUGGUUAAUCCUAAGCUACCAACCACAGUUCAAUCCCCAAUGCUGUAUUGGGAGGGUAUACCAUCUGUACUAUUCGCCGGUAUGGCUCUGCUAGCAGGAAUUCUAGUUCUCACUCAGCCGGAGACUCUAGGAACUAAACUGACCGAUACAUUGGCUGAGGCAGAAGCAUUAGGAAAGACGAUUGCCAAGCAAUUCACU
This is a messenger RNA of Iphiclides podalirius (scarce swallowtail), 576 nucleotides long. The record is from the annotation of a GenBank genome assembly. NCBI's taxonomy places the organism in Eukaryota, Metazoa, Arthropoda, Insecta, Lepidoptera, Papilionidae.